AUGGCGUCCAAGCGAAUGACCGCGAACCCAGUCAAGCCAGCUCGGUAUAGACCAGGAAAGCCCGUCGCGGAAGACGCGUCGUCUGAAGAAGAUGAUGACGACUUAGAAGGGGAGCAGCAACCCCAGAGACCAAUCCUGUCUGCACCACCCAAGGCGACGUCUUUCCGUCCAGAAACUAGUAAGGUUGCGGCAAAUAUCAGAAAAAUAGAGAUCAAUGAGAAAGCUGCCGCAGAAGAGAUUGCGAAAGCCGCAGCGGACGACGACUUUGUGACGGAAGAAAGCGAGGAGGAAGAAGGUAGCAAAGAUAGAUCCGAGAGUGAGCUAGACAGCAUUAGCGAACAGACCAGCAGCGAAGAUGAAGCGCCCAAAAAGUUAGUCCGACCAACUUUCAUCAAAAAAGGCCAGAGAAAGGAGGCAAAUCUGGUGGAGUGCAAGAAUGAAGAUAAUCAAUGGGCUGAAGAAGAAGCUCGGCGGAAAGAGAAGGCCGACGCGAUGAUUCAGGAACAGCUUGAGAAGGACGUGGCAGCUCGCGCUGCUGGUAAGAAGGACUGGGACGAUGAUGAACUAGAGGAGAUUGAUCCAGUGGAUGACGCGGAUGGUCUGGACCCAGAGACGGAGCGUGCUGCCUGGAAACUUCGUGAGCUCAAGCGUGUCAAGCGAGAACGAGAAGUUAUUGAAGAGGCCGAGAAACAAAGAGAAGAGGUCGAGCGACGGCGAAACCUUAGCAAAGACGAGCGAGAUGCGGAAGACAGGGAAUUCUUGGAAUCACAAAGAGACGCUAGAGACGGCAAAGGCACGAUGUCAUUCAUGCAGAAAUACUACCAUAAGGGUGCUUUCUUCCAGAAUGAUGCUGUUGCUGAAGAGCUUGCGAAUCGGGACAUCAUGGGCUCAAGAUAUGCGGAUGACGUUGCGAAUAGAGAUGUGUUGCCGCAAUACAUGCAGAUCAGAGACAUGACUCAACUGGGUAGAAAGAGCCGCACAAAAUACAAGGACCUCAAGUCAGAAGAUACAGGAAAGUGGGGCCAAGACGGGAGUAGGGGCCAUAAGAAAGGGGAUGUGGAGGAGAGAUUCAUGCCUGGUGGUGGGAGAGGGAGGAGUGGGGCCAAUGCAGCACCACUUGGAGAUAGAAGGAAGGCUCCCGAGGAUGCGCCCCGAGGCCCAAAGGAUCGGGGUGAAGGGAUCAGUAGAGAUAGCUACAGGCCACAAGAUGACUACAGGAGAGGUAGUCCUGACGCCGAAGAGCAACGGAAACGACCAGACUCGCGAUCACGAUCUUACUCGAGACGAAGGAAGCGCAGGCAGUCGUAUUCAUCUUCAAGGUCACGGUCUCCACGGCGAGGUCACGAAGCGGGCUUGAGAAGUCGGCGAAAACGGAACCCUUCGUCCAGCAGGGACCGGUUUGAUGAUGACAAGAGACAAAGGAUUGAUGCACAUUGA
Molecule: messenger RNA, 1437 nt
Organism: Bacidia gigantensis
Lineage: Eukaryota; Fungi; Ascomycota; Lecanoromycetes; Lecanorales; Ramalinaceae
Exons: 1
Coding region: 1-1437 (478 amino acids)
Biological process (GO): mRNA splicing, via spliceosome
Cellular component (GO): U2-type spliceosomal complex
Molecular function (GO): RNA binding
Source: RefSeq, a predicted model, not a curated record